AUGGACUUCGCCACCGGCGAAGACCACCACCACCAACCCAUCGAACACCUCUUAUCAUCUCCGAUCGUCUUAUCGGAACGAAUCCGUCAAGCCGUCGACGAAUCAAAGUCCUACAAACUCGAAUGCUCCGACGUCGGAAAACUCGUCGACCGUCUCUCUCAAAUGCUCCGAUCAUUCGUCCGGUUAACCAAUUCCACUCCUUCCUUCUACGACCGCCCCGUCCGCCGUGUCUUCUCCGACGUCACCAGAAACCUAAACCGUGCCCUAACCCUUGUACGGAAGUGCCGCCGGCGGAGCGUCUUCCUCCGAGUCGUCACCAUCGUCGGCGCCGCUGAUUUCAGGAAAGUUCUUAACAUUCUCGAUGCUUCGAUUGGUGAUAUGAAGUGGUUGCUUAGUAUCUUCGACGCCAGCGGAGAUAUCUCUGCCGGCGUCGUUCUGUCGUUGCCGCCGAUUGCAAGCAACGAUCCGAUUUUGGCUUGGGUUUGGUCUUAUAUAUCUUCUCUUUAUUUAUCUCCAUUAAAUGUUAAAAUCGAAGUUGCAAAUGAAUUGUGUUCAUUAGCUAAUGAUAAUGAUCGGAAUAAGAAAAUGAUUGCGGAAGAAGGUGGGAUUCCGCCAUUGAUGAAGCUUCUGAAAGAAGCUGCAUCUCCGGAAUCCCAAAUCGCCGGCGCCACCGCACUAUUUAACCUGGCUAACGAUCGAGACCGAGCCAGGUUAAUCGCCGGCGAUGUUGGUGUUUCGACUAUCGUCCAAGAAUUUGGGAAAUCCCCAAUUAGGGUUCAGAUUGCGAUCGCGAAAUUGAUUGCGAGAAUGGCGGAAAACGAUCCGCUUUCGCAAGAGGGUUUCGCGAGAGAGAAUGUUAUUCGACCACUUGUGACGUUAUUAUCAUUCGAAACAUUCGUUGAUGAAGAUAAACUUCAUGAUCAGUAUCGGUACCGGUAUCAGAAGCAAAGUAUUCAUUCGAUUCUUGAAAUCAAUAAGCAAAUAACAAGAAAUUACCAAGUGGGUUCUUCGUCUUCUUCAACAUGGUCGAUGAACCGGAAAGAACGCGAAAGCGAGCCUCCGGAAUUGAAGCUCGAAUUGAAGACGAGUUGUUCGAAAGCAUUAUGGAUGCUUGCAAGAGGUAAUCUUGCAAACUGUAGAAUACUUACAGAUACAAAAGGAUUACUCUGUUUAGCGAAGAUUAUCGAAACCGAAACAGGGGAAUUGCAGAUUAAUUGUCUAAUGACAGUAAUGGAAAUCACAUUAGCAGCGGAAUCGAAUGCCGAUCUCAGACGGGCAACUUUCAAGACGAAUUCCCCAGCUGCGAAAGCCGUAGUGGAUCAGUUUCUAAGACUGAUUCAAGAAUCAGAAAAGUCCGAAAUCACGAUGCCGGCCAUUAGAGCAAUCGGUUCAUUAGCUCGAACCUUCCCAGCUAGGGAAACCCGAGUCAUUGGUCCUCUAGUCAAGCAACUCAGUCACCAGAAUCCAGAAAUCGGAUUGGAAUCAGCAAUCGCUUUAGGGAAAUUCGUGUGCCCGGAUAACUUUCUUUGUACCGAACAUUCGAAAACCGUAAUCGAAUUUGAUGGUGUGGUGCCGUUGAUGAGAUUGUUAAGAGGGAGCGAGAAAACACAGUAUCACGCGUUGGUGGUUCUGUGUUAUCUCGCGUUGCACGCCGGAAACAGCGAAGCCCUUGUGCAGGCUAGGGUUUUGACAGCUUUAGAAGGGGCAGAUAGAGCCAUUGUUGGUCAACAUUCCGAGUUAAAGGAAUUGGUGGUUCAAGCCAUAUAUCAUCUAAAUAUGUAUCAUGCUGGUGUGGUUCCUCCUCAAAGACCAUCAUACUCGACCUAAAGAGUUUGAGGUUAACCACAACGGUCGUGGCGUACUGGUUGAUGUCCCGAGGGACGUGGUGCGAUAUCCCUUCUGUACAAGGUUUGAUUCCAGGUGUAUAUAACAACUGCGGCCAUUUAGUUUAUCCGGACUGAUUUUCUUUCCGUGACGGUCUGGGUUAAAAAAAAGAAUUUGAGGUUGCAUUUAGGCCCAACACUUCCCAUAACAAAUCUCCGAGGGUCCGUUUGGUUUGCAUAAUUAUUUUUUAGGGAUUCGGAUUUCAUGGAGGGAUUUGGAUUGGAAUGAAUU
Molecule: messenger RNA, 2115 nt
Organism: Cynara cardunculus var. scolymus (artichoke)
Lineage: Eukaryota; Viridiplantae; Streptophyta; Magnoliopsida; Asterales; Asteraceae
Exons: 1
Coding region: 1-1827 (608 amino acids)
Biological process (GO): cell surface receptor signaling pathway
Molecular function (GO): protein binding
Source: RefSeq, a predicted model, not a curated record